Syngnathoides biaculeatus (alligator pipefish) is the source of this 1363-nucleotide messenger RNA. RefSeq names its product odorant receptor 131-2-like. Gene Ontology annotation, molecular function: G protein-coupled receptor activity. Gene Ontology annotation, cellular component: membrane. The transcript is spliced from 2 exons. Bases 45 to 1097 code for a protein of 350 amino acids. The record is from RefSeq and is a predicted model, not a curated record. Gene Ontology annotation, biological process: G protein-coupled receptor signaling pathway. Lineage: Eukaryota; Metazoa; Chordata; Actinopteri; Syngnathiformes; Syngnathidae.
AUCGGUAUAAAAGACUCUUGUCCACAACACUCCACACAUCCACGAUGGCCAAGACCAAAGAGCCGUCAAAGGACACCAGAAACAAAAUUGUAGACCUGCACCAAGCUGGAAAGACUGAUUCUGCAAAAGUCUCCUGCACAUUCAUGGCAACUUUGUCAGCCAACUCAACCUUAUGGCUGGGCCUCCAGGAGCGAGUGGCGGGGGGCACCUCCACCACCUUCUUCUGCUUGAUCUUCCUCUUCAUCAACAGCGUCAUGUUGUUCACGCUGGGAAGCAAGCGCGUGUUCCGGGAGACGUCGCGCUACAUCCUGCUGUCGAACCUGCUGCUCGGAGACACGCUGCAGUUGGUCAUCUCGCAGCUGCUGUACUUGCUGAGCGCCUCUCGCGUCACCCUCACGUAUCCCCUGUGCGGCGUGAUCGUCAUGCUCACCAAACUCUUCAGUCGGAUAUCCCCCCUGGUGCUGGUGGUGAUGUCGCUGGAAAGAUACGUGGCCGUGUGCCACCCUCUCAGGCACGCCUCCAUCAUUACCAGCAGGAACACGGUGGGGACCGUGCUCGCCGCGUGGGUCUUUUGUUUUCUAAAUGUUCUCAUUCAGGGGCUUCUAUUGCUGAUGUUUCCCUUUGACCAGCUGGAGAGUCUGCAAAUGUCCAAGUUUUGCAGCUUCUUCACCAUGUUGGUUGUACCCAUUUCCGAAGUUUACUUCAACAUUUACACAUAUUUCCUCUUCAUCUCUGCGAGCCUGACGAUCGUUUUCAGCUACGUGGGCGUGAUUGUGUCGGCCAGAUCGGCGGCCACGGACAAAGACUCGGCCCGCAAGGCUCGGGACACGCUGCUGCUGCACCUUGCGCAGCUGGGCCUCAGCCUCUUGUCAGUGUUCUACACCACCCUCCUGUUACGUAUCUCCACUGUGUUGAGCCACAUGGUCUUUGUACAACUCCAGUCCACUCUGUUUGUGUGCCUUUUCCUUUUACCCCGAUGUCUGAGUUCUCUCGUUUACGGGCUGAGAGAUCAGAGCCUCAGAGUCGUGUUCAUGUACCAUCUGUUCUGUCACCUCAAAGUGUCGGUCACGCCCGUGAAAGCUGCGUUUGUGUCCUGAGAGCGUCUUUCUUUUCCCGCUGCCUUCAUCUGUGACACGUUCAAACUUCACACUCUCCUGCUUUCAGUACAAAAUACACUCGCAUCUGCACGGUGUUGAUUUCAACCCUGCAUUUAAUUGUCCUUUGAGUAAAUUUAAACAGAACAUGUACGUACAAGCAUUGUCAUUGUGUGCACCUGAAAACAGAAAAAGGGAACGUUGUUGUUGGCGUGGGGGAAAUGUCUUUGCAUGCUGGAAAAUGUUUUAGGCUGUCUUGUUUUCUAUGA